Molecule: messenger RNA, 1359 nt
Organism: Acanthocheilonema viteae
Lineage: Eukaryota; Metazoa; Nematoda; Chromadorea; Rhabditida; Onchocercidae
Source: the annotation of a GenBank genome assembly
AUGGGAAGCUGUGAGCUUGAAAAUGCUGAUUUCGUGGAACCGGAUGAGGAAUUUGCUGAAGAUGAUUUAUUCGGUUUGGAUGAUAUGAGCGAGGCUAAUUUGGACAAAGAAUUAGAUUUGACUGAUUCGGUUACUAUCACAUCUUCGUUUCUGGAACGUGAUAAUUUCGAAAAGGAACUUGGUUGUUCAGCAGAUGAUCCGUUUGCAGAAGAUUUCAUUGAUAUAAGCCAACAUGAAAUUGUGAAUGUGAUUGCCGACGGUGAUUGGGUGGGAAGACCGAUUGUGGUAGUCUACGCUUAUCGACUUCCUUCAAAUAAAACGUUUGACCAUGCGAAAUUUUUACGAUUUUUACAGUUUACAUUGGAUAAAUUAGUUGAGUUAGAUUAUACUAUUCUGUAUUUCCACUAUGGAUUGCGAAGCAAUAACAAACCAUCCUUAAAAUGGCUUCUUCAAGCAUAUUUCGUUCUAGACAGAAAAUAUAAGAAGAACUUGAAAGCGCUUUAUUUGGUUCAUCCGACACGAUUCAUUCGCAUUAUUUGGAGCAUUUUUAAACCAUUUAUAUCUAUUAAAUUUGAGCGGAAGAUUCAUUAUGUCAAUUAUGUUCAUGAAUUGGAUUCGGUUUUGCGAGUGGAGCAACUUAAUCUUCCUCAGCCUAUCAAAGACCAUGAUUCAUCACUACUUCUGGCUUCACGCAUUACGCCUGAUAAAUCACAGUUAACCAGAAAUUUCUGCCCAACGCCGCGCCCAACGCAACAGUUCAAUGUUCCGUUAGAAUUCAUAUUAUCACACAAUCCUGACUGUGAUGUACCUCCUGUGGUCACUGAUCUCAUUGCAUUUUUGCGCAACAAUUCAUUAAACGUCGUUGGAUUGUUCAGGCGAUCUGCUGAAGUUAAUUCGAUUCGAAAAUUGCAAGAACGUAUUGAUCGAGGUGAACAAAUAGAUUUUGUGAAUGAAGAACUGUAUAAGGAUAAUUUACAAGCAGCAUCUAUCGAUGCUUCGGUUUUGCUGAAGACAUUUCUACGUUCACUCGGUGAGCCGGUUACUACCAAUGCACUGUACCCCAAGCUUGCUGCUCUCUCAGAAUUGCCAAAGGACAGUAAAUUAGGAGCAAUCAUUGAAAUUGUGGAUGCUCUUCCACUUGAAAAUCGAAUGUUGUUGAAGACGGUAUGCCAGUUCUUGACAGAGGUGGCUGCUCAUAGCAAAGAAAAUAUGAUGAAUGCUAACAAUCUUAGUGUCGUUUUCGGCCCAAAUUUAACUUGGCCUACAAAUCGCGAGGUUCCAGUAACUCAGUUAAAUAACCUGAAUAAUUUCUGUUAUCGUUUGAUCAUAGACUAUGAUAAAGUAUUCAAGGGAAAAUAA